AUCCCCAUCAACAACAUCCCUUUUAUUCACUUCGGACUCGGUUCGCAUCACAGUCGCUAUUCCAUAGCAAAAUGGCGGCAAAUGCCAGAUAUGAGCCCGCUCCCCAGCGCGACUCCUUUGACGAGCACGCUUACUCUCAACCCCCGCCGUCUUAUCAGGCAACGGCCAACCCCUCGCCAGCGCCACGCGGUGAGGACGACAAUGUCCCCGAUGACUUCAAGUUCGGUGGCACCGUCGCGGAGGGCACCCUGCCCAUCCGGAUGCAGUUUAUCCGCAAGGUCUAUGCAAUCCUAACCGCCCAACUCCUACUCACUACUAUCAUGAGCUCCAUCUCCUUCUUCAGUCCCAACUACCGCCUUUGGAUCCAAACCAACUCCUGGCUCAUGUUUGUCUCCGUCUUUGGCGCCCUCGGCUUCAUGCUCGUCACCUACUGGAAGCGCAAGUCCUACCCGGCCAACCUCCUCUUCCUCUCGGGAUUCACUCUUCUCGAAGCCUACUCCAUUAGCGUCGUCACGUCCUUCUACAGCGCCCGCAUCGUGAUCCAAGCCCUAAUCUUGACCCUGGGCCUGUUCGUCGCCCUGACCCUCUUCGCCUGCCAGACCAAGUACGAUUUCACCAGCUGGAUGCCCUACCUCUUCGGGAGCUUGUGGUUCCUGAUCCUCUUUGGGUUUGUCGCCGUGUUCUUCCCGGCAAACAGCACCGUCGAGCUCAUCUACAGCGGUCUCGCGGCGUUGAUCUUCUCGGGCUACAUCUUGGUUGAUACGCAGUUGGUGAUGAGACAUUACCAUGUCGAGGAGGAGAUUGCGGCCUCGAUCUCGCUGUACCUGGAUAUCUUGAAUCUGUUCUUGGCAAUUCUGAGGAUCUUGAAUAACCAGAGCAACAACUAAAUCAACCGACCCGAGAGUGAUGAUUCUAGUGGCAGUGACCAUGGCCAGAUUGAUCGGUAGGUUGAUAAGGUGGUCUGGUUUGAAAUGACUAUUAGGCACGAUAAAUACCUGAACUGCUUGGCUUCACUUGUAUUGCGUAAUGAUCCGAUUGUCCCAUUAAGUUAGUUAGUUAGCUUAGCUUCAACUAUUCUCUUUCAAUUCUAUUUCCCUUACCUCCCC
Aspergillus sclerotioniger CBS 115572 is the source of this 1106-nucleotide messenger RNA. RefSeq names its product Bax inhibitor-1 family protein. Bases 72 to 887 code for a protein of 271 amino acids. The record is from RefSeq and is a predicted model, not a curated record. The transcript has 3 exons. Lineage: Eukaryota; Fungi; Ascomycota; Eurotiomycetes; Eurotiales; Aspergillaceae. Gene Ontology annotation, cellular component: membrane.